This is a messenger RNA of Ilyonectria robusta, 1479 nucleotides long. Its product is annotated as ubiquitin-2 like Rad60 SUMO-like-domain-containing protein. Bases 1 to 1479 code for a protein of 492 amino acids. Gene Ontology annotation, molecular function: protein binding. The transcript is spliced from 2 exons. Lineage: Eukaryota; Fungi; Ascomycota; Sordariomycetes; Hypocreales; Nectriaceae. The record is from RefSeq and is a predicted model, not a curated record.
AUGGCGGACAACGUGAUGGCGUCGCCGCCGAAGAAGAAGAAGCUCCCCUUCAAACCGACUGCCUUGCGUCGCAGUGCACCCAAGCCCGCGCCUGUGGCUGAAGGCAAUGGAAAUGACGAUGACAGCCUGAGCCUGUUUCGCCGGUCUAAAGAGAUGGCACCCAUUGUCGCCGCAGACCGAGAGCGGCGCAUGAAGCGGGCCGCGCAGAAGCAGCGCGAACUGGACUCCAAGGCUCAUGACAAUGAACCGCGGUCCUCGGGGGGAGAAAAACGACCACACGAGGACGAUGAUGGACCUAAUUUCUUCGACGACCCACGCUCAGAUGGCACUGAACCGCGGGCAGCAGAAGCGGAGAGCAGUCGGGCUAUGGAGGAGCCGGCAACCCAGACGAUAGAAGAUCGCGCGAGUGAACUCGUCACCCCUCCCCCGUCCAAACGAUCGAGACACGGCACCGGCUCCGACAAGAAGCACAGCAUCAUUAUAGAAGAAACCGAAGCAGCCUCCGACGCCUCACCAUCGACCAGGCGUAUGCGCUCCCGCCCUGAUCCCGAAGUCCCAGUUGGACCACCCCGAACCGAGAGCUUCACGUUCAGAGGCGCUCCCCUGAUUUCCCUCGACUCCGACUCCGAAGACGAUGUUAAGCCUAUAGUCGCAGCCUUGCGUCGUCGCAACCCCAGCAUUGAGAUGUUGGACAGCGCCUCCCCUCAGCCGUCAUCACCACCGCCACCGGCCGAGGAUGACGAGUUCGCAGAAUAUGUGCUCAAGGCUGAACAGCGGCGCGCGAAAGAUCAGGCUAUGCUUCGGGCGACGGAGGGUGGCUCGCAUACGAAGGAGACGACCGAGAUAUUCGUUACAUCCGAGCUACCAGAAGGAAGCCCAAUUCUCGUCAAAUUCCUCUUCGACAAGCCCCUUCGCAUAGUACGAGACACAUGGAUCGCCAUGCAACGAAGUAAGGGCGUCGACAUUCCGAUGGACCAGAACGACGAUGUGGUUCUCACGUGGCGGCGCCAGAAGGUCUACAGCUACUCUACGCUCCUCAGUCUCGGCAUCCGACCCCAAGCCGACGGGCGCCUCGCAGCAGAUGCGCAUGGCGCUGCUGGCCUCCUCGAGUCCCGCACCCGUGUGCACUUGGAGGCCUGGACGCCCGAUCUCUUCCAGGAAAUGGAGCGUGAAGAGGACCUCCGACGGAAGCGUGAGGCCGGCGAGUUGUCAGACGAGGAGGCCGCCCCUGAGGUGGCCCCCGAGCCCGAGAUCAAGAUCAAGGUCAUAUUGAAAGCGCGCGACCUCGAGGACGUCAAGUUGACGGUGCGCCCGGAGACGACGGUUGAGACGCUGGUAACGGGAUUCCGCACGCAGCGUGAUGUCGGUGCCAACCAGGAGGUCAGCUUAUGGUUUGACGGCGAGAGGCUUGAGGAGCAUGUUACGAUGGAUGACGCUGAGAUUGACGACAUGGACACGAUUGAAGUGCAUAUCAAGUGA